AUGAUGCCAUUGUUGAUAUUCGAAAAAAACAGUUCACGAAGCAAUUGGUCAGAUAUUAAUUGUGAUGAAUUUGAUGAAAUUUAUAACAUUCAGAACAAUUUGCUAUGGCAGCAUCGAGGUGAGAGCUAUGUUUUAUUGUUGUACGGCGUGGUGUGCAUUUUUGGAACUUUAGCCAACUUAAUCGUUCUCAUUUUAUUUUUACGAACUUCUCAUAUACGUAAUUUACGCAACUACUUUAUUGCAAAUUUGGCUGUGUCAGAUCUUUUACUAUGUGUUGUCACCGCGCCUGUCACACUUUAUCUUACGAGAAACAUGUUUUGGCCAUUUGGCAAUUUCACUUGUCAAACGUUAGCUUCGGUACAAGCUGUAAAUAUGUUUGUAUCGUGCAUGACACUUGUGCUAAUUGCUAUGGAUCGAGUCUUAUUGACUUUGUGCCCUAUUAAAUGGAAGCUUGCUUCAACAGCUCCAAUCAUAUGUUAUUGUAUCGUUUGGCUGAUAUCGCUUGUGAUUUCAGCGCCUUACUUUUUUGCUGUUGCUGUUGAAGAUGUGAUGUUUGAACCGUGGAAUCAACCCUACAUUGAUGUUGUGCUUCGAAUAUGUGGACGGAAGCGACCGCAAACAUGUAUCGAAAAGGCCUGGCAUCGAUUGCCUUUUUCAAGGCGUACGUACACACUUUCAGUAUUGGCCAUCCAAUAUUUGCUUCCACUUACAGCUUUAGCAUUUAGCUACUCACAAAUUUGUUCCACUAUCCAUAAACGUGUGAAAGCGAGCACAACGAUCGAUCAGCAGCGUCGACAAGUUAUGAUUCAAAGAAAUAGAAAAGCUUUACUGUUGCUAUCACUAUUAGUAUUGAUUUAUGCAGUAGCAUGGUUUCCAAUGAAUGCGUACAAUGUCCUUAAUGUCUUCGAAGUAAUCGAAUUCUCUCAAUACAGAUAUUUGUUUUGUCAUUUAGUUGGAAUGACAUCUGCAUGUAUAAAUCCCAUUUUAUAUGCACUAAUAAAUGAUAGUUUUGGAGCGGCUUUCAUUUCUAUUCUUCUACCAGUUAUUCGUCCGUGUACAACAUAUACUACCAUCUCGACAAACCAACAAAACACUUACACAUUUUCCUUUAACGAACAUAAAUUACUCAGGCAUCAAGAAGUGCAUAUAUUAAUUUAA
Messenger RNA from Cercopithifilaria johnstoni, 1158 nucleotides. The record is from the annotation of a GenBank genome assembly. NCBI's taxonomy places the organism in Eukaryota, Metazoa, Nematoda, Chromadorea, Rhabditida, Onchocercidae.